Molecule: messenger RNA, 4186 nt
Organism: Oncorhynchus keta (chum salmon)
Lineage: Eukaryota; Metazoa; Chordata; Actinopteri; Salmoniformes; Salmonidae
Gene: nat10
Product: N-acetyltransferase 10
Exons: 27
Coding region: 194-3304 (1036 amino acids)
Biological process (GO): rRNA acetylation involved in maturation of SSU-rRNA
Cellular component (GO): 90S preribosome; nucleolus
Molecular function (GO): ATP binding; 18S rRNA cytidine N-acetyltransferase activity; tRNA binding
Source: RefSeq, a predicted model, not a curated record
CAUGGCAGGGUCCUUCAGAACCGCCGUCCCCACGUGAGUUUAUCAGCAUGAUUGCAGCAUGUAAACUAAACUAACUGCUUCCAGAGUUUUGUCCUGUUUUCAUCUACAUUUAUUAGUUUAAUCAGGAUUAAACACCAGUGGGUUUACUAACUACGUCAGCCUUACUCCUUUUCGCCCUCAGGGACCAACCACCAUGGCAACAUUUCGGAAAAAGAUAGAUAACAGGAUCCGUGUCCAGAUAGAUAAUGGCGUUUCCGAGCAACACCGCACCAUGUUCGUGGUGGUCGGGGACCAUGGCAGAGACCAGGUUGUCAUCCUGCACCACAUGCUGUCCAAAGCCGCAGUCAGAGCCAGACCAUCUGUCCUCUGGUGCUAUAAGAAAGAGCUGGGCUUCAGCAGCAACCGAAAGAAGCGCAUGCGUCAGCUCCAGAAGAAGAUCAAGACCGGCACUCUGAACAUUAAGCAAGACGACCCCUUUGAGCUGUUUGUCGCUGCCACUAACAUCCGCUACUGCUACUACAACGAGACACACAAGAUUCUUGGAAACACUUACGGCAUGUGCGUCCUGCAGGACUUUGAGGCUCUCACUCCCAACCUCCUGGCUCGAACUGUGGAGACUGUGGAAGGAGGAGGGAUCGUGGUAAUUCUUCUCAGGACGGUCAACUCACUCAAGCAGCUGUACACAAUGACUAUGGAUGUUCAUUCUCGCUACAGGACCGAGGCCCAUCAGGAUGUGGUGGGAAGGUUCAAUGAGAGGUUCAUCCUAUCUCUGUCGUCCUGUAAGACGUGCGUUGUCAUUGACGACCAGCUCAACGUCCUGCCCAUCUCCAGCCACAUUGCCAACAUCAAGCCUGUUCCUCCCAAGACUCAGGAGGACAGUCUUUCGCCACGGGAACAGGAGCUGAAUGAGUUAAAGGAGUCUCUACAGGACACGCAGCCUGUUGGUGUGUUGGUGGACAGCUGCAAGACCAUGGACCAGGCCAAGGCGGUGCUGAAGUUCAUCGAGGCCAUCUCGGAGAAGACCCUGCGGAGCACUGUGGCUCUGACUGCAGCUAGAGGCAGGGGCAAGUCUGCAGCACUGGGACUGGCUGUGGCUGGGGCUGUGGCAUUUGGCUACUCCAACAUCUUCAUCACCUCCCCCAGCCCAGACAACCUGCACACUCUGUUUGAAUUCAUCUUCAAAGGCUUCGAUGCCCUUCAAUACCAGGAGCACCUGGACUAUGAGAUCAUCCAGUCUCUGAACCCUGAGUUCAGCAAAGCUGUGGUUAGAGUCAACAUCUUUAAGGAGCAUAGACAGACUAUUCAGUACAUCCACCCGGCUGAUUCAGUGAAGCUGGGUCAGGCUGAGCUGCUGGUGAUAGAUGAAGCUGCAGCCAUUCCCCUUCCUCUGGUCAAGAAGCUGCUCGGACCAUACCUGGUCUUCAUGGCCUCCACCAUCAACGGGUAUGAGGGCACAGGUCGUUCUCUCUCCCUGAAGUUGAUCCAACAGUUGAGGCAGCAGAGUUCAGAGAGCCAGCAGAGUCUGUCAGCAGAGAACAGGAGCACCAAUACAGCCAGGCUAAAUGCAGCUCGCUCCCUCCAAGAGGUGUCCCUCCAUGAGUCCAUCCGUUAUGCCAUGGGAGACCCUGUAGAGAAGUGGCUCAACGAGCUGCUGUGUCUGGACUGUCUAAACAUCCCCAGAGUCAUCUCUGGCUGCCCCCUGCCACAGACCUGCGACCUAUACUAUGUGAACAGAGACACACUGUUCUGCUACCACAAGGCAUCUGAAGCCUUCCUACAGAGACUCAUGGCUCUCUAUGUGGCUUCGCACUACAAGAACUCUCCCAACGACCUGCAGAUGUUGUCAGAUGCCCCGGCACAUCACCUCUUCUGCCUACUGCCUCCUGUUCCUCCCACACAGAACUCACUGCCAGAGGUCCUGGCUGUCAUACAGGUGUGUCUGGAAGGAGAGAUCUCUCGUCAGUCCAUCCUCAACAGUCUGUCCAGAGGAAAGAAGGCUUCCGGUGACCUCAUCCCCUGGACCGUGUCAGAGCAGUUCCAAGACCCCGAGUUUGGCAGUCUGUCUGGAGGCAGGGUGGUGCGCAUCGCUGUCAACCCUGACUAUCAGGGGAUGGGUUAUGGCUCCAGAGCACUGCAACAGUUACAGCUGUACUACGAGGGUCAGUUCCCCUACAUGGAUGAGAACGCACAGACCGCUAACAGCCAGAUCACCUCUGUCACCAGCGAGGCGGUGAGCCUCCUAGAAGAAGUGUUGCACCCUAGGAAGGACCUCCCUCCUCUGCUUCUGAAGCUGAGUGAGAGGAGGGCUGAGAGACUAGAAUACCUGGGAGUAUCCUAUGGCCUCACACCUCCACUGCUCAAGUUUUGGAAGAAAGCUGGUUUUGUCCCUGUCUAUUUGCGGCAAACCCCUAACGACCUGACGGGGGAGCACUCGUUGGUGAUGUUGAAGGAGCUCAACACAACGGAGGCUCCUGAACAGGGCCAGUGGCUGUCUGCCUUCUGGAAAGAUUUCCGUCGGCGCUUCCUGUCUCUGCUCUCCUACCAGUUCAGCAGCUUCUCUCCCAGUAUGGCCCUCAACAUCCUGCAGAACAAGAGCACCACCAAGACGGAUGCCAGCUCCGCCCUGAGCAGUUCUGAGCUGUCUGGUCAGUUCAGCCCCUAUGAUCUGAAGCGUCUGGAGAUGUACUCUAGGAACAUGGUGGACUACCACCUCAUCAUGGACCUCAUCCCUGCCGUGGCACGCAUGUACUUCCUCAAACAGCUGGGAGACGUGACCCUGUCCGCCGCACAGUGUGCUCUGUUGCUAGGUGUGGGGCUGCAGCAUAAAUCAGUGGACCAGCUGGAGAAGGAGAUUGACCUUCCCAGCUCUCAGCUCAUGGGACUGUUCAACCGCCUCAUCAGGAAAGUCGUGCAGUUCUUCAACAGAAUCCAGGAGAAGGCCAUUGAGGCAGAGAUGGUUGUAUCUAAAGACAUCUCCAUGGAGCCCACGGUCAAAACCCUCAAUGAUGAUCUAGAUGAGGCAGCCAAAGAGUUCCAGGAGAAACACAAACAGGACAUGGAGAAGGUCAAGGAGAUGGACCUGCAACAGUACCUGAUCCGAGGAGACGACGAGGAAUGGGACCAGGUGUUGAAGAAAGCAGGACAGGCGGCUGUUGUCAGCAUAAAGAGUGACAAGAAGAGGAAGUAUGAGCAGCCGAGGCCAGACAAAAACGAGGGAGGAGAUUCACGACACGGCAAACUGAAGAAGAAGAUGAAGAAGGGAGGAGGCAAGGAGAAGAACAAGUUUGAAAAGAGGCCGUUAUAGUGUAAAUUAUAGUUGUUUUUAUAUUCGCUUAAAGAUUUUAUUAGAAAUGUAGUUUUUUUUUCUUUCAGAUCCACUUUACUAAGUUUCAUAACAUUUAAUUUAGUUUUUAUAUAAUUUAGUUCGUCUUAUGGACAGAAAUAAUCCUUUGCAUGGAAGGCUGGGAGACAAUUUAGUCAGUCUAAAUAUGACCUGCCAGAUCCAGACACUUUAGAAAAGAACAAAACAUUAAAACCCCAUUAGAUAUUUUCCCCAAAAACAAACUGAACAUAAUUCAUAAUGGUUUUUAUUUGUUUGAGUCAAAUUCGUUUUUUUCAUUUAUUUUAAUUUACUAUAACAACCUUAGUGUACAGCAGUAGGACUGUGCUUUGACCAAUGGCAGUGUCACCUUUCUCUGUACCCAAGGGUUAGAGUACCAUCCAUAGUGAAAAUGAGAAUCUAUUAGACUUUAUGUACCCACCACCUGAGGAUGGGAGACCGCAUACAGUGGUGACGGUUCCACCCAUAGAAAUAGAAUAAUUAUUUGUUAUGGUUCCACCACCUGCCUUUUCCUGUACCUACUGUAACCGGCUCAUUUAAUCCAGUACCAACAAUAUGGAGUUGCUUACAUUCAGAUGAGUUGGAGUCUGCAAGGGUCAACAUUCUUAAAGAUGAUUCAUUGAAUGAUGAGCAUACGUUUCUGACUUUUUGUAUAAUUUGACCAUUGUCACCUAGCCUCGAUCUUCAGUGAAUGGAAAACGUGCCUGCUGUCUGUUCUAGUAUUUGUUUGCGGAGAAUGAGUUUCACAUGGAAAGUAAAGUAGCCUACCUUUCUACUUACUGGGAGACACGUACAAAUAACUUAAUAAAAGCAGCAUGAUGUAUGUUUUAUUGAUGAACUACUUUA